AUGAAAGAACUUCGAAUUGUAUCGUUCGUCAAGGUUGUCAGAAAAUUGCUCUUGAAUAUAAGCAGUGCUCAAUCAUGUAAGAUCCACCUAACAUUUGAAAUAAUUUGCUUCAUUUUGAAAGUCAUCAACGCAAUUUUGCAUGUAUGUCGAAUUGAACAAGCUAUAAUGCUAAGUGAAAAGGGACAAUUUUGGAUUCCAAGAGUCUUUCACAUCAGGGGCAGUGGUUUCAAUGGUUCUUUGUAUUUCCUAUAAGUAUUAACUGGAUAACAGCCAAUAAAUGUUAGGGAAUGUUAUCUUGCAACAAAUGGCAGAGCAUUUUAAUUUUAAUUUGAAUAUCUAAUAUAUAAUUUGUCAAAAGACCUAUUAUUUAAUCGGCCUAUUCUGACUAAUUGUUAAUUGCACUUUAACACAAAAGUCUUAUACCAUAGAAGUAAUGAAGGUGUGAAAUUUAUAAUUCAGUCUCAGUAUUAUUUUGAGUUCGGCAAUCAUUCUUCAUGUUUAGAGCAUCAGCAUGGUUAUUAAUUUGACAAUAACAACUGCUUGUGUUAAGCUAGCUCAAUUUCAUGUUGGAUAAAGACACAGAUAGUCAUUAUUCAUAUAAGUCAUGUUCUUACUUGCAAUUAAGUUUUAUUAUUAUUAAUUGCAAAUUAACUGGGGCUGGAGUAUGUCUAACUUUUGUUCAAGGAUUUUGAUGCAUUUUGCCGCAUGCAUAUCCUUCAUGACCAUCUUUACUUAACUUACCCUGUCAAUCUUGCAUUGUUUAAGGAAUGGCCUGCAAAUUUUAUUGUAGGGUUGACCAAGAACUAAAGACGAUUUAUCAUAUCCUUUCUUAAGGAACUGUUAUAAUUGAAUUCCUCUUUUUAUCAUUCCUGUAAGUUCUGCCAUUUGUAGAUUAUACGAGACUAGAUGAGCAGAAACUUGCGAUCCAUGCUGUAAGUGAUGUUCCGAUACUAUUAGAUAAAGUUUUCCUUUUUUUAGGAUUAUACUUAGAUAGAGUUAUACUAAAAUCUACACAAAAUAUACCUCACAUCAAUUAUUGGAGUCAUUGGUCUAAUUAUUUUUCAACCAAUUCUAAAGCUCUAAAUUGCUCUGUUGAUGUCUAGUAUCUCUCCUUAUUUUAGCUAAUUCUCUGUGCCCUUGCAACUGCAUCAAGAAUGUUAUGCUAGCUAUUCAUUUUAAGAGAAACUUUCUUCCUUUCUCAUAUAUAUAAUUUAUAUCAAGAAUUAUUUUCCCUGUCUGAGUAAAUGUUCAAGUUAUUGCCCAAGAUAUUUUGACAGCAUUAUUUAUUCUUUAGUAUUCCAGUCUCGUAUUUGUUAAUUAUACAGCUUAGAAAGAAUGUUUUAGCAAAACAAUAUUUUUAAUAGAGCAACUGAUCUACUGAUUGCAGUGCUGACUUCAUUGAUAAUGGUAGCAAUCAAUGUUAACCAUAUGCAACCCUUUUUUAUAUUAACUGUCUAGGAUACAGCCUAAUGCUUGUAAUAUAUGUACUUGCAAAUCUUAUAUGCCAAAAAUAUUUUAAAGUUUUAUCACCCCUUCACCUAAUAAAAAAUAAUACUGAUCAUAUAAUAUUAUAAUUGUGCUAAGAGGAUAUUUCUUGAAUACUUCAGGUGA
Molecule: messenger RNA, 1611 nt
Organism: Paramecium tetraurelia
Lineage: Eukaryota; Ciliophora; Oligohymenophorea; Peniculida; Parameciidae
Exons: 4
Source: RefSeq, a predicted model, not a curated record